CCUGCCUCCACCCUCCUUGCCUUUCUCUCGCUCGCUCGGGGAGAGCACUGUGCCUCCUUUCCCAGAUGGCAGCCGGCAGCGCCAUGCAGCCUCCUGUUCCUCCUCCUCCUCUCCCUCCUCUUCGGCUCUAAGUUAAUGCCAUGCUGCCGCUGCUCUUCCCGGCACUGCUGGCCGCCUGCCUGCCGCCCUGCCAGGGCUGGAGCCCCUCGGCGGCUGCCAGCGGGCAGGAGGAGCAGGAGCAGGAGCUCUUCUUGCCCCCUGCCAACUCCUCCUCCCGUUCCUUGGCCAGCCUCGAGAUGGACCUCGACGGGGCAGCGAGCAAGGAGGAAGGCAGCACCGACAGCCCGGGCACGCCGGCUGCCCCCAGCCGAGAGCCUUUCCCUUCCGCUCCCACCAUCUCCGGGCAGGAGCAGCCGGGGCAGGAGCAGCAGCAGCGUCCCCAGCCGCAGGGGCACCCGCGUCCCCAGCCGCAGGGGCAGCCGCAGCCCGCCGAGGACCCGCACUGCAACAUCAGCGUGCAGCGGCAGAUGCUGAGCUCGCUGCUGGUACGCUGGAGCCGCCCGCUGGGCAUCCAGUGCGACCUCCUGCUCUUCUCCACCAACAGCCACGGGCGGGCCUUCUUCUCCGCCGCCUUCCACCGCCCCCGGCUGCAAGGGGAGCCGCUGAAUUUCUGCUGCCUGGAUUUCAGCCUGGAGGAGCUGAAGGGUGAGCCGGGCUGGCGCAUGAACCGUAAGCCCAUCGAGUCCACCUUGGUGGCGUGUUUCAUGACUCUGGUCAUCAUCGUGUGGAGCGUGGCCGCCCUCAUCUGGCCCGUGCCCAUCAUUGCCGGAUUCCUGCCCAACGGCAUGGAGCAGCGCCGCGGCACCACCGCCGGCACGGCCGCCGCCGGCACCGCCAAUUAGCCGCUCCCGGUGACCCCCCCUUCCCUUCGUCCUGUGCUGUGGAGGGACGCGGGACGGACUCCGUCGUGUUUUUCUUGUUUGCAGCGUGCCACAGGUGCGCGGCGGGACGUGGGGCCGCCUCAGCGCCCGGCCCGGCCCCGAGGGGACCAAAUCAUAUGUGCGCGUUUUAUAUCUUUAAUACCCGUUUUAAACGAGCCUUUUAGUAAAAAAGAAAACAACAAAAAAAAGCCCCAACCACCAA
Ficedula albicollis (Collared flycatcher) is the source of this 1143-nucleotide messenger RNA. It is a transcript of the gene TMEM158, whose product is annotated as transmembrane protein 158. Bases 141 to 902 code for a protein of 253 amino acids. Gene Ontology annotation, molecular function: peptide binding. Lineage: Eukaryota; Metazoa; Chordata; Aves; Passeriformes; Muscicapidae. The transcript is spliced from 5 exons. The record is from RefSeq and is a predicted model, not a curated record.